This is a messenger RNA of Humulus lupulus (European hop), 1852 nucleotides long. Its product is annotated as S-adenosylmethionine decarboxylase proenzyme 4. The transcript has a single exon. Gene Ontology annotation, molecular function: adenosylmethionine decarboxylase activity. Bases 190 to 1218 code for a protein of 342 amino acids. Gene Ontology annotation, cellular component: cytosol. The record is from RefSeq and is a predicted model, not a curated record. NCBI's taxonomy places the organism in Eukaryota, Viridiplantae, Streptophyta, Magnoliopsida, Rosales, Cannabaceae. Gene Ontology annotation, biological process: spermidine biosynthetic process; spermine biosynthetic process.
UCUCCCUAUAAAUACCAUACACACCCCAUUUCUCUCUUUCACCCUGUAGUACUUAACUUCAUUUCAUUCUUCUUCUUCUAAACUCACUUCUUCACUCACUCUCACUCAAUCCUAUUAAAACGCUCCGUUUUGUUAAAUAUUCUUCAUUUCUCUCUUUACAUACCAAAAAGAAGAAGAAAAAGACACCAAAUGGCUGUAUCGGGUUUUGAAGGGUUCGAGAAGCGAUUGGAGCUCCAUUUCUUCGGAGAUGACCCGACUGAAAUGGACCACAACAAUUUGGGCCUCGGAUUGGGCCUCAGGCGACUCGACUUUGAUUCUCUACAACAAGUCCUACAUGCUGUACAAUGCACCGUCGUUUCAGCGGUUGGUAACCUCUAUUUCGACUCUUAUGUUUUAUCAGAGUCGAGUCUCUUCGUUUACCCUGACAAGAUCAUCAUCAAGACUUGUGGGACCACUCAGCUGCUCAAAUCCGUCCGUCCAUUGCUCCACCACGCUCGCCACCUGGGCCUAUCUCUGUCGUCCGUUCGCUAUACCCGCGGUAACUAUAUCUUCCCUGAGUCACAGCCUUUUCCCCAUACGAGUUUCAAGGAUGAGGUCGUUUAUCUCGAAGAUUCUCUCCCAAACAGUCUUCGCUUCAGGAAAGCCUCUGUUAUGCCUUCGAAAACUCCAACUCAUUCAUGGCACGUUUUCACCGCCAGUACCGAGAUCGAUCUCGGCGACGUGUUCACGAUCGAGAUCUGCAUGACCGAGCUCGAUAAGGCUUCUGCCGGAAAGUUUUUCCGACGGCCGGGUGAUGGAAAGAACGGUGAUUCUGCCGGGAAGGAUAUGACGGAAGCUACUGCGAUCGGGAACAUCAAUCCGUCUGCAUUGAUCUGCGACUACGCUUUCGAUCCUUGUGGCUACUCCAUGAAUGGAAUCGACGGUGAUCGUUACUCCACGAUCCACGUCACGCCUGAGGACGGCUACAGCUAUGCCAGCUUCGAGACCGUCGGGUCCCGCCGCGGUGGGGACGACGUCGCUAGGGUUUUGAAGAAGGUUGCUCAGAUUUUCCGGCCAGCGACCAUGUCGGUCUCGACGACUUCAGCAGGUAGGGAUGUUUGGGGGCGUGUGGCCACAGCUCUGGAACCACUCGGGUUGAAACGCAGGAGUUGCGCCGCGGAUGAGUUUCCAUCCGCCGGAACCGUCGUGUACCAGACGUUCACGACUCGCCGAAAGUGACCGUUACGGCGGAGACGGUUGCGGUUGCGGUGGUGGUAGAUAAUCGGAAAUUUAAAAAGAAAAAAAUGGAGACAAGAAAAGGAGGGAGAUGAAGGAAUACUUAGUAGAGUGGUCAGGCAGAUUAGAGGAAAAAACAUUAGGGCGGGUGAUGAGUGACAAGUGGAAAUUGAGUUACACGUGGUGAAAUGGUAUUGGUUAAUGAGGGAUUUGACUUGCGUAGGUGGAUAUAUAAAUAUAAAAAGUGGUGAUGACGUGGUAGCAUUUUGAAAAAAUAUAUAUAAUAUAUUAAAAGAAAAAAAAAGAGAAGAAAAUGAAAAUGUGGGCUGUGUUGUUGGUACUGGUAUCACCAUGAUAAUGCACCCCACUUAGGCUUGUCACGCCGAAGAUUUUUGAGGUUGUGUAGUGAGUGGGGGAUCAAAAGUGCUCUGCCUUCUUCUUCAACUUAAAUAUCAAAAAAAAAAAAAAAACUUUCUGUAUUCUUUUCUAUUCUUUUUAUUUUACAUUAAUUCCUUCUCCUGUUUUUUUUUUCACUUCCUCACCUUAUUGUCUCCUAAUGUUUUUGUCUCUAGUUAAUUAUUGUUACUAUUAAUAUUAAUAUCAAUAUUAAAGAACAAUUCACUUCAAACACUUUCUA